GGUCUCUUUUCCCCUCUAUAACAGUUUCCCUUACAAAUGUAUACAUAUGUAUACAUAUAAUUCAAUGUAUUUGACAGAUCACCCUUUUCUAGCCUCUGCUCCACCUGGCUGAACUUUUUCCUGAAUUUUUUGGUUCUCUAGACCCCCCAAAAUUAAUUAUUUUUUUAAAAAGCCUGUCAGGCUGAAGAGCCUCUCACUCCUUGGGCUUCUCGGGUACGGAUCUAGAGGCAAAGAAAUACAUGGAUUCAGGGAGCCUUGGAGAAAGUGUCUGGGACCAGCAGUUUCAGGGCAAUGAGGGUUAAGUGACUUGCCCAAGGUCACACAGCUAAACCUGCCUAAGUUACCAGAUCUGGACAAGGGGAUGGAGGCCAGGUUUCCCAGGAGACUCACUCUGCUCUUGAUCAUCUUGUGCCUCGUCCUUCACCUUCCUCACUUUCCCAGCUCAGGCACAAUGACUUUCAAAGUCAAUGGCCCUGCUCAGCGUACCGUGACCUGCACAGGCCAAGAUGUGCUGCUCUCUUGUCACCUCUCGCCAAAGAUGGAUGCUCAGGACAUGAUGAUCAAGUGGUUCCGAAGCCAGGACCUUGUCCACAGGUACUACAUCUGGAAGAAGGUGGUAGAAACCCAGGGUCCUGGGUUCGAAGGCAGGACAGAGCUGCUGAAGCAUGACCUGGCUAAAGGAAACGUGACCUUGAGGAUCCGGAAAGUUCAGCUCUCUGACUCUGGGAACUACACUUGCCACUUCCGGUCACCAUACUAUUACAACGAAGCCCACUUUGAACUGCAGGUGGCAGAGAAUCCUCCUACCUCUCAAGAGACGCUUCCUCUUCCUCUGAAGCUAGUUCUGCUCUCUGCAGUCUGGAUUGUUGUACCCGUCUGCCUUGUCUUCGGGUUCUGGGUUUAUGUUCAAUGCAGAUGAAAAAUAACCAGAGGAAAACCAAAGAUUCCUCCUCAAGAAGCCAGACUGAGUAACAACUGCAGUGAUCAAGCAGGGACACUACCUGGCUCCACGGGAAAUUCCCAGGGGCAUAAGUAGGAACAGUGACCAGGCAGCAUGUCCAGGACUAACAUCCAGACCCUCACCCCAGUGAUAAGGAUACUGUCGUUAUUCCAACAGCCUGCUAGCUGGAACACUGACAUCACUAGAAAAACCUGCAGGUGAGAGCUCCGGGGUGCGUCUCUCCUCAUAAUCCUCUGUGACGUCCUAAAAGACCCAGGCUCCAACAGCACAUGAGAAGAAUGGUGCUCCCCACUCAGUGGGGAUGAGUGCUCUCUGUCCUCCUCCUUAAACCACCACCAGGUGGCCUCACUUUGAUUACUGUGUGAGUGUGUGAGAGCGUAUAUGUAAGUGUGUAUGUGAGUUGUGUGUGAGUAUGACUGUGAGUGUGUGUGUGUCUGUGUACACUGCUGUGCCACAGGACUGGGCUGCCCAGUGCGGUAUCUCACCUGCCUUGCAGAAUCCAGAUCCCCUGGCUAGUUUGGCCAGAUCCAGCAGGGUGAUGCUCAGUACAGUGCUCAUUGCAGGGCUCUGACCUGUAGAAAGAAGAGCUAAGAUGGCAGUGAGGAAGGCAACCUCUGAAGCUCUCCUAAAUUUCCCCUCCAAACCAAUAGAAAACUGACUCAGAAUUGUUCCAGGAAUUGUUGCAGGGAAGCAGCUAACCAGCCAGGCAGGAAAGAUCUGUCUUACCUGGGUGGGAGGGGAGUGAGGUUCAACAGUAGCAGCAGCAGCAAGGCUCACAGAAGGGGGCCUGCCUGCAGCAGAACUAUAAACCUGGGGCAAUCCACCAGGGGAGCCCUGCCCUUGCCCUCCUAUAAACCAGCAGCCCCCUGGGCAAGUGAGCAGUCUGGUCAGAAUAACAGGGACCCUCACCAGUCACCCACUGCUGACCAGUAAGCCCCACCCAAGGUGGGCCAAUUGUAAGAUCCUGCCCCUGGGGCCUACCAACAGAGAGACUCUUUUUCCAUAGCAACCCAGCAGCAGGCCCUCAACCCUUGGGCACAUUUGCUUUUUAUUUUUUUUUUUUUGUGGGGCAAUAAGGGUCACACAGUUAGUAAGUGUCAAGGGUCUGAGGCUGGAU
This is a messenger RNA of Dromiciops gliroides (monito del monte), 2078 nucleotides long. Its product is annotated as myelin-oligodendrocyte glycoprotein-like. Lineage: Eukaryota; Metazoa; Chordata; Mammalia; Microbiotheria; Microbiotheriidae. The transcript is spliced from 6 exons. The record is from RefSeq and is a predicted model, not a curated record. The coding region runs from base 362 to 919 and encodes 185 amino acids.